GGAGAUGGAGUCGGCGAGGACACCGCUGAGCGAGGCAGAGUUUGAGGAGAUCAUGAACCGGAACAGAGCCAUCUCCAGUAGUGCCAUCUCUAGGGCGGUGUCAGAACGCGAGAGGUCGAGGGAGCGUGACCACAGCCGAUCCCGGGAGAAGAGCCGGCGCCACAAGUCCCGUAGCCGCGACCGCCACGAGGACUACUACCGCGAACGCAGCCGGGAGAGAGAACGGCACCGCGGGGAAAGAGAACGAGAACGCGAACGUGACCGCGAGAGGGAGUACCGACAUCGUUAGUGGAGCCCACGGAAGAGGACAGGGACGAGGACGCCUCGUCACAACCAGCAGGCCCUACUUCAGGAUCGCCUUGUCAACUAGUCCCCCCCCUCUGUCUGUGUCUCCAUGGUUACCAGGGGACUGACUACCUGGGAUUCGCUCACAGCUGUGUAAGGCUAUAAGUAGUGUUCUUUAAAAUCAUACUCAUGGUAUAAAAACUACUCCACAGCUAUUUUUAUUUUACUGACAUUUUUAUUUGAUGUGAACGAAAAAAUUAUUACCUACCUGUGUUGACCKGCUUCUUCAAGCUUUGCGAAAAUAACAAAUUACUACAUUUGCCUGCUCUAUUCCAAAACGGACAACUUUUGACUGCUAUAAUGUGUACAUUUUGUCAGGUUAGAGUUGAUUUUACAGGGAGUUUUUUUUUUUUUGGUUCAUUUCCUCUCGUGCCCCUCCCUACUUUUCUCGUUAGGAUAAUGUUUGUAAAUGUCUCUGCUUUGAAUAUUAAAAUAGAUUCUGUGUUGUAAUAAACUGUUUACUGGGGUUUUGACACUUAAUAAUAA
Molecule: messenger RNA, 831 nt
Organism: Salvelinus sp. IW2-2015
Lineage: Eukaryota; Metazoa; Chordata; Actinopteri; Salmoniformes; Salmonidae
Source: RefSeq, a predicted model, not a curated record